AUGCAAAUCUUCCCAAUUCCGCAAAAGGUUCUGAAUCAUAUAGAGGCGUUGUGUCGAGGUUUUCUCUUGAGUGGUAAAAGUGGUAGCACGAGGAAAGCUCCCGUUGCAUGGGAUACGGUUUGUCGACCGACGGGAGCUGGAGGCCUCAAUCUUAUAUCUCUGAAAGCUUGGAAUCUUGCUACUAUUGGAAAAUUAUUAUGGAAUUUACAAGCUAAAGCGGACAAGCUAUGGGUGCGGUGGCUGAAUGCUUACUACAUCAAGAAUAACGAAGUCAUGGCAUGGCAGGUGAAAGCAAGCUGUUCAUGGACUGUGAAAAAAAUGAUGAAAUGUCGAGAUGAUAUUAAGGAUAUGCAGUAUUGGCAGGAUGUUUUACAAGGUAAACAGUUCAAAACUAAAUUACUUUAUAUUGCCAUACGGGGUACGAUGAACAAGGUUGAGUGGCGACACAUGAUAAUGCAUAAUUUGGCCCGACCACGAGCUAUUUUCCUUUUGUGGUUGGUACUGCAUGGUAAACUGUCUACUAAGGACAGACUGUUAAAAUUUGGGAUUAGCGUGAAUCCGACGUGUGAAUUUUGCAAUAAUUUGGAGAGCAUUCACCACCUCUUCUUUGAAUGUAGCCAUGUCCAUAUGGUUUGGAAAGGUAUUUUGGAGUGGAUGGGAGUGCACAGAAGCCCGCAUGGUUGGAAUGAGGAGAGGGUUUGGAUAAUGUCCGAAACACAUAAAAAAGGAUGGCUGUGUCAGCUUCUGAAAAUUGCUUGUGCUGAAACAAUUUAUGAAGUGUGGAAGAGUCGAAAUGAGAAGAUUUUCUCCCAAAAGGAUAUUGACCGAAAUUUAUUAGGAAAGAUUAUUGAUAUUAUUGUAGCUAGAGGUAUUAAGAAUAGUAAGAUUAGAUCUCACAUUGAUCCGUUUAUUUCACUGGUUGCCCACCACCGUCCUAUAUGCAUUGAAACCAAAUCACUAUCCAUUUCAAUUGAGAGAAGAGUAGAAGAUUAUAACUCAAUUGAUAUAACAAGCUAUGUUUGUUACCCAGGUGCACAAAUAUCUGAGAUGUUAUAA
Vicia villosa (hairy vetch) is the source of this 1056-nucleotide messenger RNA. RefSeq lists its product as uncharacterized. The record is from RefSeq and is a predicted model, not a curated record. Bases 1 to 1056 code for a protein of 351 amino acids. Lineage: Eukaryota; Viridiplantae; Streptophyta; Magnoliopsida; Fabales; Fabaceae. The transcript is spliced from 2 exons.